AUGUGGAAGCACAAUUUCCGGGGCCGAGCACUCGUUUUUGCCGUCACGGCUUGCUCAUGCCAGGCAUUCUUGCUGCUGGGCUAUGACCAGGGCGUGAUGAGCGGUCUGGUUGGUGCGGAUAAUCGGUUUGGCAGGGACUUUCACCAUCCUGAUGCGGAUUUGCAGGGGGAUAUUGUGGCGUUGUAUGAUAUUGGGUGUAUCCUCGGGUCGAUUCUGGUGUUUUUCAUCGGUGAAUGGCUGGGUCGACGGAAGAUGUUGAUGGCUGGGGGUGCGAUCAUGGUGGUGGGCACGAUCAUCCUAGCGACGUCGAGUACAGUGGCACAGUUGAUCGUCGGACGAAUCGUGACUGGCGUGGGCAAUGGCAUGAACAGCUCCUCAGCGCCUGUAUACCAGAGUGAAUGCUCGCCAGCCAAUAUCCGAGGAACGCUGCUGACCCUGCAGGGCACAAUGACCAUUCUCGGUCUGUGCAUUGCCACCUGGCUCGACUACGGCACCAGCUUUACCGAAUCCUCCUUUCAAUGGCGAUUCCCUCUCGCAUUCCAAGCCGUCUUUGCCAUCUUCCUCAUCCUCCAAGUCAUCGGGUUACCGGAAACACCACGGUGGCUUAUGCAGAAUGACCGGCACGAGGAAGCAAGAGCUGUUAUUGCGUCCAUCAACGACGUCGACGAACAUGACGAGAUUGUGCUCCGCAGCUUGAUGGAUAUAGAGAGUGCCAUCCGCGAAGACAUUCACGGCGACAGCGUCAAAUUCAGCGAAUUCUUCACACACGGCAAAGUGCAGAACUGGCGCCGACUGGCCAUCAUCAUCGCGAUUGAAAUUAUGAUGCAGUUUACUGGAUCGAACAUGAUAAACUACUACGCCCCCACCGUCUACGAAAGCGCCAUGAACAUGUCGCGCAACAUGUCCAUGAUCCUCAGCGGCUGCACCUCCAUCGCCUACCUGCUUGGCUCCGCCAUCCCCCUCUUCCUGAUGGACAAAUACGGCCGGCGGGUGCUGCUGAUGGUGUCUGCGGGUGGACUGUCGCUGUGUUUUGUGCUCGUGGCCGUCCUGCUCUCUCUCAGUAAGCUCAACGCCGCGUACGGCGCAACGGCGUUCAUCUUCAUUUUCCAGAUCUUCUACGGCUUGGGCUGGUUACCGGUGCCGUGGUUCUAUCCGUCUGAGAUCAGCACGCAGCGGCUGCGGAGUAAGAGUGCGGCGAUUGCGUCGGCGUUUAACUGGUUGUCGGUGUUUGCGGUGGUGAAGAUCACGCCGAUUGCUAUUCAAAAUAUUGGCUGGAGGGUAUUCAUCAUCUUUGCCAUUCUCAACUUCCUCUGGAUUCCGAUUGUCUUCUUCUUCUUCCCCGAGACGAAAGGACUGGAGCUGGAGGACAUCAAUCUCAUCUUCGCCAAAGGAGGCUUUACCGGUGGUGUUUUCUCUUCUCGAGGACGGACGGUGAUUCCGCAUCAACAUGCCCAGGAGGCAGAGCUGGAAGCAAAGCAGGAUGCGACUGCUAUAGAAGACAUUCAUCGAUAG
This is a messenger RNA of Aspergillus wentii DTO 134E9, 1512 nucleotides long. RefSeq names its product sugar porter family MFS transporter. Gene Ontology annotation, biological process: transmembrane transport; carbohydrate transport. Gene Ontology annotation, cellular component: membrane. Gene Ontology annotation, molecular function: carbohydrate:proton symporter activity. The transcript has 6 exons. The record is from RefSeq and is a predicted model, not a curated record. NCBI's taxonomy places the organism in Eukaryota, Fungi, Ascomycota, Eurotiomycetes, Eurotiales, Aspergillaceae. Bases 1 to 1512 code for a protein of 503 amino acids.